ACUGCAUAUAGCUAGCUUCCACUACCUCACUCGAACCCUAACCAGCCAUCUUCACUCUCUCUCUUCUUUCUCUCUCUAACGAUGGCUUCACGCAGACUCGCAUCGUCUCUGAUUCGAUCUUCCCUCCGUCGAUCUCAAUCCAAACCCUCCAUUUCCGCUUCCGCAUCGCGGAUUUCCCAAUCCCGACCUGCUUCCGCCGCCCCUUACGGCUACCUCCUCAACCGCGUCGCCGAGUACGCCACCUCCGCCGCGGCUCCCGCUGCUGCUCCUUCCUCGCCUCCGGCGAAGAAGGAGGUCCCCGGUGGUGGGAAGAUCACUGAUGAGGUUACUGGAAAAGGCGCGAUCGGGCAGGUUUGCCAGGUCAUCGGUGCCGUCGUCGAUGUCAGAUUUGAGGAGGGUUUGCCUCCGAUCUUGACCGCGCUUGAGGUUCUGGAUCACACUUCGAGGUUGGUGUUGGAAGUCGCGCAGCAUUUGGGUGAGGGUGUUGUUCGGACUAUUGCUAUGGAUGGUACUGAAGGGGUUGUUCGAGGGUGGCGCGUGCUCAACACUGGGUCUCCUAUUACUGUUCCUGUUGGAAGGGUUACCCUUGGUAGAAUCAUGAAUGUUAUUGGAGAGCCUAUUGACGAGAAGGGUGACUUCAAAACCGAGCAUUAUCUGCCCAUUCAUAGAGAAGCUCCUUCUUUUGUUGAGCAAGCAACUGAACAGCAAAUUCUUGUUACUGGGAUCAAGGUUGUUGACAUGCUUGCACCAUACCAAAGAGGAGGAAAGAUUGGGUUGUUUGGUGGUGCUGGUGUCGGAAAAACUGUGCUUAUUAUGGAACUUAUUAACAAUGUCGCCAAGGCCCAUGGUGGUUUCUCUGUAUUUGCUGGAGUUGGGGAACGAACCCGAGAGGGUAAUGAUUUGUACAGAGAAAUGAUCGAGAGUGGUGUUAUUAAGCUAGGUGAUAAGCAGAGUGAAAGCAAAUGCGCUCUUGUGUACGGUCAAAUGAAUGAGCCCCCGGGUGCUCGUGCCCGUGUUGGUCUCACUGGUCUUACUGUGGCUGAACACUUCCGUGAUGCAGAAGGACAGGAUGUGCUUCUUUUUGUUGACAACAUUUUCCGUUUUACCCAAGCUAACUCUGAGGUGUCUGCUUUGCUUGGACGUAUCCCAUCUGCUGUCGGUUACCAACCGACACUGUCUACUGAUCUUGGAGGUCUCCAAGAGCGUAUUACAACAACCAAGAAGGGUUCAAUUACUUCUGUCCAAGCUAUCUAUGUGCCUGCUGAUGACUUGACAGAUCCUGCUCCUGCUACCACCUUCGCUCACUUGGAUGCUACAACUGUGUUGUCACGACAGAUCUCUGAGCUUGGUAUCUAUCCUGCUGUCGACCCCUUGGAUUCCACAUCUCGUAUGCUUUCCCCACUUAUUUUGGGUGAGGACCACUAUGAAACUGCUCGUGGUGUCCAGAAGGUUCUUCAAAACUACAAGAAUCUUCAGGAUAUCAUUGCUAUUUUGGGAAUGGAUGAGCUCAGUGAAGACGAUAAAUUGACUGUUGCCCGUGCCCGAAAGAUUCAAAGAUUCUUGAGCCAGCCUUUCCACGUGGCAGAAGUCUUCACUGGUGCCCCAGGCAAAUAUGUUGACUUGAAGGAGAACAUCACCAGUUUCCAGGGCGUGUUGGAUGGCAAGUACGAUGAUCUCCCCGAGCAGUCAUUUUACAUGGUUGGUGGUAUUGAGGAGGUGAUUGCUAAGGCAGAAAAGAUUUCCAAGGAAUCAGCAACAUCUUGAUCAAAUUACACCUCCAUUUUAAUCAUCACUUGUUUAUUUUACAAUGGCGAAAUUUAAUAAUCUAGGAACUCUACUCUUUCUUGGCAACGCCAAAACCACAAUUUUCCAUUUUUAAAGUUUGGAAACGUGUAAGGUUAUUCCUUUCAUUUUAAUGUUGCGGACUUUGAGGUGACCAAAUGCUCCCUUUUUUUAUCUGGUGUGUUGUUUUAAUAAGGGGAGAGGCAGAGGUUGUACAUUUUUACUUCCUGAUUCAAAAACGUUGGAUGCAUCAA
Messenger RNA from Lotus japonicus, 2036 nucleotides. Its product is annotated as ATP synthase subunit beta, mitochondrial. Gene Ontology annotation, molecular function: proton-transporting ATP synthase activity, rotational mechanism; ATP hydrolysis activity; ATP binding. Lineage: Eukaryota; Viridiplantae; Streptophyta; Magnoliopsida; Fabales; Fabaceae. Bases 82 to 1764 code for a protein of 560 amino acids. The record is from RefSeq and is a predicted model, not a curated record. Gene Ontology annotation, biological process: proton motive force-driven mitochondrial ATP synthesis; proton transmembrane transport. The transcript has 9 exons.